Messenger RNA from Brassica napus (rape), 654 nucleotides. RefSeq lists its product as uncharacterized. The transcript has 3 exons. The annotation marks the transcript as partial. NCBI's taxonomy places the organism in Eukaryota, Viridiplantae, Streptophyta, Magnoliopsida, Brassicales, Brassicaceae. The record is from RefSeq and is a predicted model, not a curated record.
GCUGGUGAAGACAGCCAUUGGGAGGCUAGGCUGUGGAGUCACAUCACGGAUGAUGCAACCAAGCCAGUGGCUAAAGACGGAGAAGGAGCUGAAGGUGUGGGAGAUUCAGUUGCUGCUGCCGAAGAAGAAGUGGAUUCAAGAAGACUUGAUGUGCUUUCAGUGUACAAGGGCUGCUUACGUGGAGAGGAAAGGAAGUUCAGUGGAAACUGUGACCAUUGCAAGAAGCCGGGACACAAGAGGAGUCAGUGCUGGAUCCUACACCCCCAUUUGAAGCCGGCCAAGUUCAACAAGGAGAGAGAGGGAAGAGCUCACCUUUCUGCAGAGACAAGUGAAGCUGGCGCAUCAGGAGCUGGCUCAUCCGGUCUUGCGGGUGAAAGUGAAGGAAGAGCCUUAACCUCUCACCACCAAGGAGCUGUGAAGAACAUGGAUCAUGAGGUGAUCAAGAAGUCAGACAUUGAUGCCUUGAUCAAAGCCCUUAAAGAGUCUGGUAAAGCCCUUGGUUAUUCCUAUACUGCUCAUGUGUUGCCUAGAACUUGUGAUAGUUUGCUAGGAAACUUUGAUAGAAUAGGAAAUGAACCAGAUAGAUAUACAACCUUUGCUGCUGAUAGGAUGUCUAGAAAUGAAUCCACAUUGCUGAUCUCAUUGAUAAACUGA